ACUAAAUAGUUACCUUGUAGCCGACAUCAAGCGGAAAAGGGGGAGAAUUGUUUUUAUAAACAUAGACGUUAAUGUUUAGUAUGUCAACAACCUUUUUAUUUUUAUAUGAAUGAAGCAAACUGACUGUUGUACCUCACCGAUGUGGAUACCCCUUUCCUACGAGUAACACAGUCCAGCGCUGACAGUCUAGGGGGAGAGCAUCCCGAGACUGGACACGUUGCCAUUGGACGCCCGGCCCCCUUCGACAGACCAUGAACUGAAGGCCCCUCCGCCCGGCACCUCCGCUUUUUUUUCUCCUUCGUUUUGCCGCGGGAGUGAGAACGCCCAGCCUGCCAGCUGAGAGACAGAGCCCAGAGCCCAGUCACUGCUGAUACAGCCCCCCCCUCCUCCUCCUCGCCAGAGAGCCACGCUUACCUGCGACCUGCCAGCGCCCCUCGCCUCUCCUGCCACCGCCUUGCCACCAUGGGGAGGAAAAAGAUUCAGAUUCAGAGGAUCACGGACGAGCGCAACAGACAGGUGACCUUCACCAAGCGGAAGUUCGGCCUGAUGAAGAAGGCCUACGAGCUGAGUGUGCUGUGCGAUUGCGAGAUCGCCCUCAUCAUCUUCAACCACUCCAACAAGCUCUUCCAGUACGCCAGCACCGACAUGGACAAGGUGCUGCUCAAGUACACCGAAUACAACGAGCCGCACGAGAGCCGGACCAACGCCGACAUCAUCGAGGCUCUGAACAAGAAGGAGCAUCGGGAGUGCGAGAGCCCGGAGCCUGAGGAGGCCUUCCCCAUCACCCCCCGCACCCAAGAGAAAUACAAAAAAAUCGAUGAGGAGUUUGAUAAAAUGAUGCAGAGCUAUAGGCUGUCAUCGGCAGUCCCGCCACCUACUUUCUCCAUGCCCGUCACAGUCCCUGUGUCCAAUCAGAGUACACUACCGUUCAGCAACCCCGGCAGCGCCCUGGUAACCACCUCCUUUGUGACAUCGUCACUCUCAGAUCCGCGCCUCCUGUCGCCACAGCAACCAGCCCUGCAGAGGAACACAGUGUCUCCAGGGUUACCGCAGCGACCGGCCAGCGCAGGUGCACUUUUGGGAGGUGACUUGAACAACUCGAAUGGGGCAUGCCCAAGUCCAGUAGCAAACGGGUACAUCAGCGCUAGGGCCUCUCCGGGCCUCCUCUCCGUCUCCAACGGCAACAGCCUGGGGAAAGUAGUCCCGGCCAAGUCUCCUCCUCCACCUAGCCCCCAGAUGGUGAACAGCCGCAAGCCAGAGCUCCGGGUCAUCACCUCACAGAGUGGCAAGAGCCUGAUGCAGCUGACGGACGAGGAGCUGGAGUUGGUGAGUGAGAAUGCUCAGCGAUUGGGCGGCUCUCAGGUGGCACAGCCGCUCACCACACCAGUGGUCUCCGUGGCGACGCCCAGUCUCCUGACACAGGGGCUGCCCUUCUCCGCCAUGCCAACUGCCUACAAUACAGACUAUCAGCUGACAAGCGCAGAUCUAACGGCACUCCAGGCCUUCACAUCGCCGGGUGCCCUGCCGCUAGGCAACGUGUCCACAUGGCAACAGCAGCAGCAGCAACAACAGCAGCAGCAGCAGCAACAACAGCAGCAGCAGCAGUCUGUAUCCCAGCAACAACAACAGCAGCAGCAACAGCAGCUCAGCCUGGCAUCACUCAGCAACUUGGUCAUGUGGGGCAUGGACAAACAGAGCGCAGAGGUGUCUAACUGCAUCUCCAAUAUCGCUGCCAACCUGAGCAUGUCAUCGCAGUCAAACUUACUCUUGGGCAGGGAGGAGUGGCUGAACCGGCCCGUGGCUCACAUACCUCAGGGCGCCACGCUGACGGUCAACACCAACCCCAACGUGAGCAUCAAGUCGGAGCCCGUGUCGCCCAACCGGGACCGCAGCACGCCCAGCUCCUCGGCGGCGGGCGUGCUGACGGCCGCCCCGCAGUACCCCGGCGCCCUCCGCCUGGAGCCCACCGGCCGCUCCCCUGUCGACAGCCUGAGCAGCAACGGCAGCUCCUACGAGGGCAGCGACCGCGACGAUGGCGCUCAGCCCCGCCAGCCGGCCGACUUCGGCCCUGCCAUGGGGCUCCUGAGGCCUUCGGGGGAGGGGGAGCAGGAGGGCGCCAACGUCAAGCGCAUGAGACUAGACACCUGGGUCACCUAAGAACAAAAAAAACGGGCAAAAUCUUUGCAAGACCCACUCCCCCGUGCCCCCUCCCCCUCUGCCCCCCGCCCUCUACUUCCCAUCCCCACCUACCCUUCACUACCAUACCUCCACUCCCCUCUUUUCCCUCCCCCCCUCCAGCACUCGAGGGCUGAGCCACCAAACCAGGGAUCUACUUU
Molecule: messenger RNA, 2336 nt
Organism: Megalops cyprinoides (Indo-Pacific tarpon)
Lineage: Eukaryota; Metazoa; Chordata; Actinopteri; Elopiformes; Megalopidae
Product: myocyte-specific enhancer factor 2D homolog
Exons: 13
Coding region: 463-2157 (564 amino acids)
Biological process (GO): cell differentiation; positive regulation of transcription by RNA polymerase II; anaphase-promoting complex-dependent catabolic process
Cellular component (GO): anaphase-promoting complex
Molecular function (GO): DNA-binding transcription factor activity, RNA polymerase II-specific; histone deacetylase binding; protein dimerization activity
Source: RefSeq, a predicted model, not a curated record